CAAAGCCCAUUUCCGCAAAGGAGACUUUGUGGUAGAGUACAGGGGCCAGCUAAUAAAUCAUGAAGAAUCAGUCAGGAGGAGGAAGACCUAUCACAGAGCAUGUACUGUUUUCAUGUUUGACUUCCAAUGGAAAGAAAAGACAUGGUGUAUCGUGCAACCCAAGAAGAUGGCAGCUUUGGACGACUCGUCAAUGAUGACCACAAGCGUCCCAAUUGCAAUGAAGGGAUCAUAACGGAGGCCAAACCACACCUCUGUCUGUUUGCUUUGAGGGACAUUCAGACAGGAGAAGAAAUAACAUACAACUACGGUGGAAAUGAUUGGCCAUGGAGGAAACAGGCAGAAGAACAGUCAUGUGCUGCUGAUCCCUGUGACACUGAAGACCCCAGAACAGCAGAGAAGAUGGCUGAGAGUCCUUCAUCCUCUGUCAUGCAGGUACAGUAGAAGUCAUUUUGUUAGGCUCAACAUUACUGUUUCUGUUUUUAAUCAAAAUUUGUCCAAUGUUUGCUCUUGUGCACAUUGUAGAGUUUAGUUUAGAUGGGUGUAACUAUAGUGUCAAAGUGUUACCAAGCACAGUCUGGUUUUCCUGAUUCAGUGGGGACCAACCAUCAUUUACUGUGGCUGCCAUCUUACACACU
Larimichthys crocea (large yellow croaker) is the source of this 635-nucleotide messenger RNA. Its product is annotated as N-lysine methyltransferase KMT5A-A-like. The record is from RefSeq and is a predicted model, not a curated record. Gene Ontology annotation, molecular function: protein binding; histone H4K20 methyltransferase activity; transcription regulator activity. Gene Ontology annotation, biological process: regulation of transcription by RNA polymerase II; regulation of DNA damage response, signal transduction by p53 class mediator. Lineage: Eukaryota; Metazoa; Chordata; Actinopteri; Sciaenidae. The transcript is spliced from 3 exons. Bases 127 to 441 code for a protein of 104 amino acids. Gene Ontology annotation, cellular component: polytene chromosome; nucleus.